Messenger RNA from Manihot esculenta (cassava), 1559 nucleotides. Its product is annotated as putative 12-oxophytodienoate reductase 11. Gene Ontology annotation, molecular function: oxidoreductase activity; FMN binding. NCBI's taxonomy places the organism in Eukaryota, Viridiplantae, Streptophyta, Magnoliopsida, Malpighiales, Euphorbiaceae. The record is from RefSeq and is a predicted model, not a curated record. The coding region runs from base 248 to 1354 and encodes 368 amino acids. The transcript has 5 exons.
AGCCAUUGAACCUGUGCUGAAUGUUUGGAGGAACCUUCACUUGGUGUUUACAUCGAAGCCGCCACAGGCUUGUCUGUUCUUGGACAUCGGAUUCUUUUAUAGUACCCACUUCCCCUGCAAGGCUUCUCCAUCCCAUUCUCUUUUCAUUCAAUUUUCAUUUCUAGCAAAUAUCUUUGAAGUUCUUGCAACUUGUAAAUGGCUUUGGAAACUAAAAUUUCAGCAAGGACAGAACUCAAACAACGCUACUAUGUCUACUCAGUCCCACACAAUGCCUCUUCUCACACCAUACAAGAUGGGGAUGCUCGAUCUUUCUCACAGGAUUGUUCUAGCACCAUUAACCAGGCAGAGAUCAUACAACAAUGUUCCUCAGCCUCAUGCCAUCUUGUAUUACUCUCAGAGAACUACCAAAGGGGGUCUUCUUAUAGCUGAAGCAACGGGAGUUUCUGACACUGCUCAAGGGUAUCCCGAUACUCCUGGUAUUUGGACCAAAGAACAAGUUGAAGCAUGGAAACCCAUUGUAGAUGCUGUUCAUGCCAAAGGCGGUAUAUUCUUCUGUCAAAUUUGGCAUGUUGGAAGAGUUUCAAAUACAGGUUUUCAGCCAAAUGGGCAAGCUCCAGUCUCGAGUUCGGACAAGCCUUUGACCCCUCAACCUCGAGCCAAUGGCAUUGAUGUUGCACGGUUCACACCUCCAAGGCGACUAAGAACAGAUGAAAUUCCACAAGUCGUGAAUGAUUUUAGAGUCGCUGCGAGGAAUGCAAUUCAAGCUGGGUUUGAUGGAGUUGAGAUCCAUGGUGCUCAUGGUUACCUAAUUGAUCAGUUUAUGAAAGAUCAGGUGAAUGAUCGCACAGAUCAAUAUGGUGGUUCUCUGGAGAACCGCUGCCGAUUUGCUCUGGAAAUAGUUGAAGCUGUAGCCAAUGAGAUAGGAGCAGAUAAAGUUGGUAUUAGAUUAUCUCCAUUUGCAAACUAUAUGGAAUCUGGAGACUCAAAUCCUCAUGCUUUGGGACUCUACAUGGCUGAUUCCUUGAAUAAAUAUGGAAUUCUUUACUGCCACAUGGUUGAGCCAAGAAUGAAAAUAGUAGGAGAAAAAUCUGAAUGUUCAGAGAGUCUUCUGCCUAUGAGAAAGGCUUUCAAAGGAACUUUUCUUGUUGCAGGAGGUUAUGACAGGGAAGAUGGAAAUCAAGCUAUAGCUGAAAAUCGGGCAGAUCUUGUUGUUUAUGGUCGUAUUUUCCUAGCAAAUCCUGAUUUACCAAGGAGAUUUGAGCUAAAUGCUCCUCUCAACAAGUACAACAGAGAAACAUUCUAUACUUCUGAUCCUGUAAUUGGUUAUACUGAUUACCCAUUUCUUGAAGAGUGAAUUAAUCAAGUUUCUUGCAGGAGCAGUGCUACUUAUAUUUGUUCAAUCCUUCUCUUCCAUCAAGAGAUUCUUCUUUUUGAUGGAUGAUGGAAGGAUGUGUUUGGGAAAAUAAAUUCCUCUUUCAUGUAGAAAAUAUUUGUGUUGUAAUAACUGUUUUUUGAAAUAAUGGUCAUUUAGAUGAUUAAUGUAUCAAAAUUAUUUUAAA